CCGCGCGCUUGCCACUCCCUCCUCAGGCGACAAGUGAGCGAGCACAGCACUCUCCGGCCACCGCCCUCACUCUACCAGAGCUUGCUGCUGAAACCAACACGUCUGUCAGUCUAGUGUACGAACCGUGUGCUCGACCUGCCCAAUGGCGGUAAUGGCGGUCAGCGAGGGCGCGUCGUUGAUGCAGCGGUGCAAGCCGUACGUGGCGAUGAUCUCGCUGCAGUUCGGGUACGCCGGCAUGAACGUCAUCACCAAGGUGUCGCUCAACCACGGCAUGAGCCACUACGUGCUCGUCGUCUACCGCCACGCCUUCGCCACUCUCUCCAUCGCGCCCUUCGCGCUCGUCCUCGAGCGCAAGGUCCGCCCGCGGAUGACGCUCUGGGUCUUCCUCCAGAUCUUCGUCCUCGCCCUGCUCGGGCCGGUGAUCGAUCAGAACUUCUACUACGCCGGCCUCAAGUUCACCUCGCCGACCUUUUCCUGCGCCAUGAGCAACAUGCUCCCUGCCAUGACCUUCAUCAUGGCCGUGCUCUUCAGGAUGGAGAAGGUGAACCUGAAGAAAGCGAGGUGUGUGGCCAAGGUGGUGGGUACGCUCGUGACGGUGGCGGGCGCCAUGCUCAUGACGCUCUACAAGGGCCGCGUCGUCGAGAUGGUCUGGACCAAUCACAUGCACCUCCACGGCCAGCACCCGGACGCCGCAGCCGCGGCCGCCGCCGCCAAGGACUGGUUCACGGGCUCCAUAUUCCUCAUCAUCGCCACCCUCGCCUGGGCCUCCCUCUUCAUCCUCCAGGCCGCGACGCUCAAGAGGUACGACGCGCCGCUGUCGCUGACCACCCUCAUCUGCUUUGUCGGCACCCUGCAGGCCGUUGUUGUCACCUUCGCCAUGGAGCACACGGCCUCCGUCUGGAGAAUCGGCUUCGACGUGAACCUCCUCGCCGCCGCCUACGCUGGUAUAGUGACGUCGAGCAUUGCCUACUACGUGCAAGGGCUGGUGAUCCAGAGCAGGGGCCCGGUCUUCGCCUCAGCCUUCAGCCCCCUCAUGAUGAUCAUCGUGGCCAUCAUGGGGUCCUUCAUCCUCGCCGAGAACAUCUACCUCGGAGGGAUCAUCGGGUCCGUGCUAAUCGUCGCCGGCCUGUACUCGGUGCUGUGGGGGAAGCACAAGGAAAGUCUGGAGAAGGAGGCCGACGCCAUGGAGAUCCCUGUGGUCAUCAAGGCCGUUGACGGCAACGGCAGGAUCAUGGACAUCGUGGAGAUGGACGAGGUGCAGCUGGAGAAGGCCCAGGCCAACGCCAAGGCUGUGGUGGCGCGCGAGCACACCGCGGCGGUCACCGUCACGGUCCCCGUCGAGGAGACCCGGAUGCAGGGCAAGGAAGAGGCUUGAUCAAGCUAUUGAAAAUACGCCGAUUAAUCGGUGCAUCUAGCUUGCGUCAUUCCACCCUCGUUUAUUUCUUGUUUUUGUUCUCCCCCAUGAUGUUGCAGUGUGGGGUGGGGUGGUAUGAUGCUGUCAUGCUGUAAGCAAUGGUGGUAGCAGUAGCAGUAAUAGUAGCAGUAAACUAGUGUUAGCAUGGAAGCUGAGGAGGAUGCAAUGAGGCAGAGUUUUGUAACCUCUCUCCUGCAAAGCAGAUGCUUUCAGUUUGGGAUAAUCAUCUCCUGCCUACACGCCAUGUACACCAUCUACACCUUUAAUCGAUGAUGACAUUUGCAGCAUUAUGUCUCAUCAGCUCCCAAUCGAAGUUCAUGUUCAACAAAGUGUUUGAUAACUUUA
Messenger RNA from Phragmites australis (common reed), 1759 nucleotides. Its product is annotated as WAT1-related protein At5g07050-like. Bases 143 to 1375 code for a protein of 410 amino acids. Gene Ontology annotation, cellular component: plasma membrane. NCBI's taxonomy places the organism in Eukaryota, Viridiplantae, Streptophyta, Magnoliopsida, Poales, Poaceae. The record is from RefSeq and is a predicted model, not a curated record. Gene Ontology annotation, molecular function: transmembrane transporter activity. The transcript has 6 exons.